AUGCCCUCUGCCACGGCGUCUGGCUCCGACGCCAAAGGUGGAAGUGCGAGGUCACGCGAACAUAAUCAAGGCAACCAGGAUCGCGCAUAUACACCAGAACAGAAGGCUGCAGUGUUACGGAUUCGAAAAUGUGGUCCGACCGACUUUUACGAGAUCCUGGCCAUUGAGAAGACUGCGACAGAUAGCGAGAUCAAGAAGGCAUACCGGAAAUUGAGUUUGUUGACGCACCCGGAUAAGAACUCUUAUGAUGGUGCGGAUGAGGCAUUCAAGAUGGUAUCACGAGCUUUCCAGAUUCUCUCAGACUCCGAUAAAAAGUCUCGUUACGACCGGUUUGGAGGGGAUCCCGAAAGUAGGUUCAACCCGGGACCGAGCGCCUCUAGCGGAGGCUCUCCAUUCAGCGGAUUCAAUGGGGGUGGUGGCUUCCCUCGCUCAGCCGGGGGCGGAGCAGCCUUCGAUGCAGAGAUCUCACCAGAAGAGAUGUUCAAUCGGUUCUUUAACGGUGGCUUUGGCGGCGGCGGGUUUGGCCCAUUCGCUGGACCUCAAUUUGUCUUUAACAUGGGCGGCGGUCCUGGAUUCCGUGUACACCAGUUCGGAGGCGGCGUGCCACGCCGCAGACCUCGUCCUACCGCUGGGAACAAUAAUAAUGAGCCAGAAACCCCCAUGGAUGGCUGGGGCUUUGUUCGGCAAUUAUUGCCUCUGAUUCUGCUUUUCGUCCUUCCUCUCCUCUCAUCGCUUCUCACGGGCUCCUCGACUCCGGCCGGUCCGACAUAUCGUUUUGAUUCUCCUGUCAGCCCCCAUACUAUGGGCCGUACUACGCCAAGACUCAACUUGAACUACUUUGUAAAUCCCGUCGACGUUGAAGACUACAGUGCUCGCAAAUUCCGGCAACUUGACCAGCGUGUUGAGGUGGAUUAUAUUGCGAGGCUUCGACAUGAUUGUGAAUCCGAGGUUCACAUGCGAGAAAGGAUGAUUCAAGAAGCACAGGGGUGGUUCUUCCCGGACGUGGAAAAGAUGAAAGAGGCCAGAGCGCUAGAGCUGAAGCACUGCCGGCGAUUAGAGCAACUGAAGGGAAAAUACUAA
Molecule: messenger RNA, 1080 nt
Organism: Penicillium diatomitis
Lineage: Eukaryota; Fungi; Ascomycota; Eurotiomycetes; Eurotiales; Aspergillaceae
Product: J domain-containing protein
Exons: 3
Coding region: 1-1080 (359 amino acids)
Biological process (GO): cellular response to misfolded protein
Cellular component (GO): endoplasmic reticulum membrane
Molecular function (GO): Hsp70 protein binding
Source: RefSeq, a predicted model, not a curated record